Molecule: messenger RNA, 6547 nt
Organism: Trichogramma pretiosum
Lineage: Eukaryota; Metazoa; Arthropoda; Insecta; Hymenoptera; Trichogrammatidae
Gene: Ppa
Product: F-box/LRR-repeat protein 14-like
Exons: 1
Coding region: 1516-3609 (697 amino acids)
Biological process (GO): SCF-dependent proteasomal ubiquitin-dependent protein catabolic process
Cellular component (GO): SCF ubiquitin ligase complex
Molecular function (GO): protein binding
Source: RefSeq, a predicted model, not a curated record
AAAAAUUCAGCGCGAGUCAGUCUGCAGCUGGACGCGCUCCGAAACCGACCAGGUUCCAGCGCUCCGCUCUCUUCUUCGAUCCCUCUUUUUCUCUCUCUCUCAUACAUAUACUCGUGUGCACUGCUCUCCUCGUAGGCAGCGUAUAUAUGUGAUAUAAAGAGACUCUCCGUUUCCUUCGCCAAAAGAAGAAUCUCGGCCGUUAUAUUACAAAAAAAAAGUCGAGAGUUGUGACAGUGUCCGUGGUGGUGUUUGUGUCGUUUCCUCGCGUGGCCCCGCAUACGCGUAUACGCACAAAUUAUACAUGCACUUUUGACAAGCAGAGUUGACGGAGAGAGAGAGAGAGAGAUAGAAGGGAAGUCAGUACAUUAUGUGCACGCGUGUGCUGCAAAUAUUAUAAUAGAUAACACAUCGUCGCUGGAGUCGUGUGUUAUUUCACUUCUUCGCACUUUUUCUUUCACAAACACGAAUAUUAUAAAUCGUACAAAUGAUAAGGAAAGUUGCGAUAGCGACGACGACGCACGCUCGUAUUAUUUUGAAAACAAGACGACGACGAGCCAGCAGCGGCGACAGCAGCACAGGAGUCAGUCGUUUCCGAUAGGUCGCGGAUAGUAGCGCGAAUUCAACCAACGACGUCAUACACUGUGCACAUAGGUCGUUCGAUAAUAACAAAACGAUCGUUGUUUUGUAAGAAAUAGUAUCUCGCACGAGUGUGCGCGAGUGGGUGCGAAACGCAAAAUAACAAAAGUAAAAAAAAUAAAGUUUGUGCUCUACGAGUGGCGAGAAGUUUUUGGAGCAAAAAAAAGAAAAAAAAACAGUAGUUCGCGUGCAGUGUGUCGCGCACGUAUAAAUACAGACAGCAGCAGCAGCAGCACACGUAUUUACGUGAGAAAUAUCUCACGUACGUGUAUAGGCGCGCGUGUUUGUGUGUAAAUAAACACACAGGUGCUCCGCCGCCACAGCCAGUGGAAGAGAGAAGCCUUGAUGCGCGUCCGUGUGUCGGAGUGAAAAAGCGCGUUACAAUACACACAUACACACCAGUUCUCGGACGCACUGACACACACACGUACACACAAAUACACACGAGUGCGCUCUCAUAGUGUGUGCAGCCGCCUUUCACUAUAUACAUAUACGUAUAAAAAAUAGCUUCGGAGCGCUCGUGCAGGCUCUCCCGCUGCCUGCACAAGUAUCUCGACUCACACACAGACACACACACGCGCGCACAUUCGCAGAGGUUAUCGUGUAUAUGUGCAUACACAUAGGAGUCCUCGCGCGGGACUCGUGCGAGCGACGUUACACAGAUGUGCGUCCGUCAGUUUGAAAGGUAGUGCGCGGCGUCCGUAAGGUGUGCUCCGUUUUCGUUAUCGUAUAUACGUAACGCAACAGUGUGCAGUGAUACAUUCCACGUGUGCAGAAGAAAAUAACAAUAGCGAGUGUGUAGCUAUAUAGUGAAAAACCGAGAGAUAGACUGGAGAGAGAGAGAGCGAGAGACAAGCUGCUGUAGUAAGUGGCCGUAGUAUGGAAAAUACUGGUCAGCCUCUGAAUCAGCAUCAUCAUCAUCAUCAUCAUCAUCAUUCCAAUCGUCAUCAUUAUCAUCAGCAGCAGCAGCAACAACAACUCCAUCGAGAAAUCCACAAUCAGCAGCAGCAGCGAUACGAAGACGAGGCAUCGCCAGCGGCGGCACUGGGACUAAACGCAGCAGCGCAGGCAGCAGUUCAGCCAGGACUGCCCAAUAACAAGACGCUCAUGACGAAGCUGCCGGUACGCGCCAUCACGCAGCCGAGCCAUCACGGCUCGACGAACAACACGACGACGACGACACAGCAAACGUUGAUACACAGACCGGGCCACUGCUAUCAGCUGCAUCGUCCGCAUCUCGGCCUCAAGCAUCAUCGAGGAGGAGGUGGUGGUGGUGGAGGAGGAGGUGGAGCUGACCACGAGGAGGACUGCGACGACGACUCGGCCUCGGGGCCGCCCCGUCACAAGCAGGCCAAGAUCUCCGAGUCGCCUCGGUCGCCACCGCAGCAGCAGCAGCCGCAGCAACAGUCACAGUCGCAACAGCAGCCGCCACAGCUGGAGCAACAGCAGCAACAGCAACAACAACAGCAGCCGAUGUUGGCUGCCCAAGUGCCACUGCCACAGCCACUGAGCAGUAAAAACUUGGUCUACAUGCCCCCGAGUCACCUGCAGCAUCACAUACAGAGGGUACAGCAGCAGCAGCAGCAUCACUCCCCGCCGAGUCUGAACCCACACCAUCCGCAUCAACAUGCCACGCCGCAGCUACGACACAAGCAGCAGCAGCAUCAGUCGAUACAGAAUCAGAUACCCCAUCCGAUACUGACGGGGGGCCAGCAGCAGCAGCAGCAGCAUCAGACGGAUCUGAGCCAGCAGCAGCAGCAGCAAUUCGAGUCGUGGCCGACGACGAGCCACAUAUCCUGCCUCUACCCGGAGAUCCUGGCGCUGAUCUUCAGCAAGCUGAGCGUGCAGGACCGAGGCCGCGCCGCGCAGGUCUGUCACGCGUGGCGCGACGCCGCCCAGCACAGGUCGGUCUGGCGCAACGUCGAGGCCAGGCUGCACCUGCGCAAGCACUCGACCCCGGUGUUCCAGUGCAUGGAGAAGCGCGGCAUCAAGCGCGUCCAGAUACUGUCGCUGACGAUGCGCCGCGGCCUCGGCGACGUGUUUCGCGGCCUGCCUAAGCUCCAGUCGCUCAGUCUCUCGGGCUGCUACAACAUGUCGGACGCGGGCCUGAACGGUGCGCUGACGGGCGCCUUUCCCUCGCUCACCGAGCUCAAUCUCAGCCUCUGCAAGAACAUCACGGACGCCAGCCUGGCCAAGAUCGCCCAGUACAUGAAGAAUCUGGAGGUGCUCGAGCUGGGUGGCUGCGGCAACGUGACCAACUCGGGCCUGCACGUGAUCGCCUGGGGCCUGAGGAAGCUCAAGCGCCUCGACCUGAGGAGCUGCUGGCACAUCUCGGACGUCGGGAUCGGCUACGUGGCGGGCCAGUCGCAGGAGGCCGAGGGCAACAUGGAGCUCGAGCACCUGGGCCUGCAGGACUGCCAGCGGCUGAGCGACGAGGGCCUGCGCCACCUGGCCAACGGCCUCGGCAACACCCUCAAGUCCAUCAAUCUGUCCUUCUGCGUGCUCAUCACGGACUCGGGCAUGAAGCACGUGGCCAAGAUACAGAGCCUGCGCGAGCUCAAUCUGCGCUCCUGCGACAACAUCUCGGAGAUCGGCAUGGCCUACCUGGCCGAGGGCAACUCCAAGAUAUCCUCGCUCGACGUCUCGUUCUGCGACAAGGUCGGCGACCAGGCCCUGCAGAACAUCAGCCAGGGCCUGUACAAUCUGCGCAGCCUCAGUCUGUCCGCAUGCCCGAUCAGCGACGAGGGCAUCCACAAGAUAUCGAAGAAUCAGCAGGAGCUCGAGACGCUGCACAUCGGCCAGUGCAGUCGGCUCACCGACCAGAGCGUCUUCUCGAUCGUCGAGAACAUGCCCAAGAUACGCAGCAUCGAUCUCUACGGCUGCACGCGCAUCACCAAGCAGGGCCUCAGCCGCAUCUGGAAUCUGCCCCUGGUGUCGCUCAAUCUCGGCCUCUGGCAGGAGCUCUCGCGAUAGCGCGACCUCGUCCGCUCUGGCGACAAACCAAUGUCGUCUUCGUCGUCGUCGUCGUCGUCGUCGAUGCAUCAGCAGCAGCCAACGGCAUCCUAAAGCGCGUAAAAUCGAACUUUUGUCAUUACACCAAUCGACCUUUUAACGGGGUUAGUCAGAUAUAUAAUACACACACACACACUUAUACAUGUAUAUUUAAUUGUUGUACAUACAUCUCUCAUGUAUUUUGUAUGAUGUUAAGGAAAAAAGAUGUUUUGCGACUCGAUAUUAAGCGUAAGAGAAUCGAUGCAAUAUAGCUUGAAAAUGCGUAGAAAAUAGUACAUUUGUCAAUGCGGACGAAUGAAUGCGUUCGAUUGAUACGUAUAGCACAUAUACCAUGAAUGUAUACAUACGUAUAUAUAUAUGCGAGCAUGCAUGCAUAGCGGAGAAACCGGUUUCGUCGCGAACGCGGAAAAAUACAAACUCUCCCUUCUCUCCGCUCGCGAGUCUCUCUCGCUCUCUCUAUCUCUCUCUCUUCUUCACUCACUCACUCGCUCGGCAAUUUUUAAUCUGUAAAGUUUCAACAUUUACAUACAAGAAUUCAUGCGAGCAGAGUGAUAAUCGCGAAUCAUCUCGUGUUUACGCUACGAACAUUUUUGUGCGAUUGUAAUUGGCCAAGUAUAGCGAGUUUCGUUCGUUACCUUCUUCCGCUAGAUCGAUUUCGGCGAGUGGACUUUAAUUUUAUUAUUUUCUUUUUUUUUUUUUAAUUGUAUCGCUACUCUCUUUUGUUCACGACGAACGCGCCGAGCGCGCCUCAAUUAUAUCAAUCACGAUGCAUCGAUGAUCUCGGAUCGAUUCCUCGUCUCUCGCUCGAAUGUGCGAAGCUCGAUCGAAACACGAAUAAAUUUACAAGAGCAGAGAGACAGAGAUCGAUUAUUCAAUAUAUAGGCACUUGGCCGCUUCUUUUUUUCUUCUUUUGUUUUUUUUUCGUUCGACCUCACUCGCUACUUUAUGGAUUUGACAGCGCUCGAGUCAAAAAAGCUUCCUCUGCGCGCAUGGGAAUCGGACGAGGCGUGCUCGGCUCGCUGGCUGGCGAAUUUUCGCCCCAAAACUGCGCGGCGGUAUACGCGCGCGGACGUGCGUCGAUUUUAUCAAGCUUAUAUAAUAAUAGUAAACGUAUAUAAAUAUGCAGCUUGAAGCUCGUCUGCGCGUAUAUAUAUGUACGAGUGUAAACAACGCAGCCCCGUGGUGUAACGGGGAUAAGUAGCUAUAUACGCGAUGUACGUACAUUCAUAAGAGUCGCCAUUGCUCGCGAAACGUAAUAUAAAUAAUAUAAAUACGCAAAGUUGAUGUAUACCUGCGCCUACGCAAACAGCGCCCAGAGUCGUCCUCGUCUGUUAUUUCGAAUCGGCGAACUCUUAUAAUUAACUUUAUCAUUGCGCGUUGUUAACACUCCGCGCGCCAAACGUCAGAGCGAAAAAUAGAGAGACAGAGAGAGAGAAGGUCUAAAGCGUUUUUAUUUCCAUACGCUUGAUGUGCGUAUUAGAUGUGCAUCCAUUAAAGCAAAAAAAAAACAAAAACAAAAACAAAAAUGUUUUUGAGAGAGAGAGAGAGACGAAUUGAAUUCGUGUGCUUUCGUGGCCUAUGGCGCUAUACGUAUACGUAUCAAAAACCCUUUAUCGGUGACAAUGAAAAAGCCGCACGAGUGUAUGUGUGCUAUAUACGCGUAUGUAUACCUGCGUCUAUGCGUGUAAAGACGCACCUGUGUGUGUGUGUGUGUGUGUGGGUGCAGCCGUAAAACGUGCAUAUUUUUCGUUUUGUUUACGCACACCGCACUAUAUACGAAGGAGCGCGCGCGCGCGCGCGAGGGCAUUGUUUUUUAUUUAUUUUUUUUAUUUCAUUUCAUUUUUUCGUACGUUCGUUUUUUAUUUCAUCUAUUCAUGGAGAAAAAAAAAUAAAGCGAGGCGAAACUAUUGUUCUUCGAAAGCGGCGAUGUGUGUAUGUGUGUGUGUGUUCGUGUGUGCGUGCGUGCGAUGAUACGCCUCGCAUCGCGGAGUUGUUAUUGACUCCUAUAUAUCGACGUUGUCGUCGCUUUGUGUACAUAAAGAUGAUAAAUAAACUAAUAAACAGAUCAGCGAUCCGGGGCUGUAUAUCUCGCGCAAGAUACACCCCGGCCCCCCGAUCAUUCCAAUUCGUAAUAUUAUAUGUAAUAAUGCAUUUGUUUUAUACGGCUCUUCCUCCGUCGUCGCGCGAGGACUUGAAUGUGUGUGUGUGUGUGUGUGUGUGUGUGUGUUUACUACGCGACGAACGUACACGUGUGUAAUGCGUAACGUCGAUUUUAUAUAAUAAUAAUAACAGAAAAAAAAAGUUGUAAUAAGCGAAUAUGAGGCGAAAACGUCUGCGUGAUAAUCGAGAGAAAGACAGAGAGGAGGGUAUAUAUAUAUAUAUAAUGUAAUAUCGCGAGGCUCGGCCAUCUCUCUUGGCACCGGCCUCGGGAUCAAUAAUCAAUGAUCAUCGUCGCCGUCGUUACACGCCGUGUGUGCUACUACUCGCUGCUCACGGGUGCACUAACGACGCGAAUGCGUAACGAUGUGAACCAUAUAUGCUGCAGCCAUAUGUGCGUGUGUGUGAGUGUGAGCGAGCAUAAAACGAAUGUGUAUAAUGCAAGUAUGAAUGUGAGUAUGCGACUAUUAUUCAAGCUCGUUGAUUUAUUGUUGUUGUUAUUUAUUUAUUUUUUAUUAUUUUUUUUUUUCGUAUACUCUCGCAUUGAUAUGUGCGCAUUGAAGAAGAGCGAAAAAGAUGAUGAUGAAGGAGUAAAAAAGAAGAAAUUGUUUAUAUCGCUAAGGCUUAGGAUCGUAAGUUUGUAAAUUAUACACGAAAUAAAAAGUGACGCGCGGCCCGAGACGGGCUCGCGGAUGAUAAAAAAACAAACAAAAAUGAAAUAAAUAUCGCUAUCUCGAACUUA